AUGCUCCACGACCCCCGCUUCAUCGAGCGCAUCGGCGAGGACCGGCUCCGCGACGCGGCGCACUACUACCGGAUCCUCACGGACGGCGAGACCGCCCAUGAUGAUCUCAGCCAAGCCAACUUGCGCCUCGUGGUGAGCAUCGCCAAGAAACACCUGGGGCGGGGCCUCAGCAUGCUGGACCUGGUCCAGGAGGGCAACAUGGGGCUGAUGCGCUCGGUGGACAAGUUUGACUACCGCCGCGGCUACAAGUUCAGCACCUACGCCACCUGGUGGAUCCGACAGGCCAUCACCCGAGGCAUCGCAGACCAGGCCCGCACCAUCCGGGUCCCGGUCCACAUGAUCGAGAUCAUCAACAAGCUCGCGCGACACCAACGCAGUCUCCUGCAGGACCUGCAGCGUGAGCCCACCACCGAGGAAGUCGCUGCGGCCAUGGAGUUGACACCGGAACGGAUCCUGGAAAUCCGAAAGCUUGCCCUCGAGCCCGUAUCCCUGGAAACCCCCGUAGGCGAGGAAGAGGACGCCGUCCUGGGCGACUUCAUCGAGGACCGCGCUUCCGUCACACCCGACCAGGCCGCGGCCCAUCGAAUGAUGAGCGACCAGAUCAACCAGGCGCUGUCGACACUCACCGAUCGCGAGCACCAGAUACUCAGGAUGCGUUUCGGCCUCGACGACGGCCAGAGCCAGACCCUUGAAGAGAUCGGCAAUCAGUUCGGAGUGACCCGGGAACGCAUCCGCCAGAUCGAGGCCAAGGCGCUGCGCAAAAUGCGGGAUCCGUCCAGGUCCGAAGCGCUGCGCGGAUACCUGGAAUAA
Molecule: messenger RNA, 810 nt
Organism: Geodia barretti
Lineage: Eukaryota; Metazoa; Porifera; Demospongiae; Tetractinellida; Geodiidae
Source: the annotation of a GenBank genome assembly